This is a messenger RNA of Adineta steineri, 2460 nucleotides long. The record is from the annotation of a GenBank genome assembly. Lineage: Eukaryota; Metazoa; Rotifera; Eurotatoria; Adinetida; Adinetidae.
AUGGAACGAGAUCGACACGUACAUACAUCGAUUAUCAGUAGGGUCAGUGAUGCAGUGAAUCAAUCGAUUCCCGAUGACACUGUGCCGCUUCCAAUAUCUCAAACUUCAGACAAUGACAAUCCGCCGACAACAAUAUUAAGUUCUAUUUUAAAAUCAACAACUUCAUUGAGACAUACUGUAAGUCUUCCAGUUGGUCAAGUGGUUCGACAACAAUUCAAAGAAUUAUAUAAUGAACCCAUAUCAAAACAACAUGAAGAUCACUUUCGUGCCUAUUUUAACGAUGAUAUUCGUUCCAAAACAUUUACUAUCGAUAAAUUUGGUGAUCUGUUUCAAAUAAAAGCCAUGCUCAGUCGACGACUACUAAUGGUAUUUAAUAUAAAUUUAACAAAUGAGGCAAAUCUUAUAUCAGGUCUAGAUAUUCUUCGAAUAGCUCGUGUUUUAUGGAGUUCAUCUAUGUCAGUGAAAUCAUUUAUCCUAUUCAAAUUAUUCGAUGAUAAUAAUGAUGAUCUAAUAAGUAUAGAAGAGAUUCGUUUAUUUUAUCAAAAUUAUACAUCGGAGUUUAAAAUAUUUCGAGACCAACAACAUCAGAAAGAAGUUAUUGACAUAUUUUUAAAGGAAUUUUUUCCAAUAAAUGAUGAUGCUAUUCAACAACGAGAAUUAAAUUUUGAUGGAUUUUAUAAGAUUCUUCAACGAAAUCCUAAUGCAUUGCAAUCUCUUUAUCUUAUUAGUGUACCUGAUCAAGAUAGAGAAGAAGAGAAUGAGUUAAUGUGGUAUCAACGAUUUUGGUCAUAUAUAGUAAAUAAUGCAAAUCGUCUUGUAUUUCUUGGCAUCUAUAUAUUAAUCACAAUAGGUUUGAUUAUUUAUGUAUCUCUUUAUCGUAUUUAUAUUCUUAAAAAUAAUACUGUAUGGCAAAUCAUUGCUCAUGUUGGUGGUACAUUAGUUAAUUACAAUUAUGCAGUUGCCGUAACUCUUAUGUUAAAACAAAUAAUGUCAGUGUUAAGAAGAAUACAUUGUCUGACUUUAAUUAUUCCCAUUGAUGAUCAUAUUGAUGCACAUCGUCUUGUUGGUACAGCAUUAUUUGUAUCAGCUAUAAUACAUAGUCUUGGUCAUUGUAUCCAUUUUGCUACACAUACUGAAGUAAAUUCAUGGAGUCAAUCUAUGUUUACAACUGCUGCAGGAAUAGGAUGGGUUGCUCAUUCAGCUACAAUUACAGGUGAUAUUCUAUUUCUACUUCUUCUGAUUAUGUUCAUUUGUUCAUUACAAUUCAUUCGACAACGAACUGGUUUUUAUCUUUUAUUUCAAUAUACUCAUUAUUUAUUUUGGCCAAUGUUUAUUCUUCUUAUAAUUCAUGCACCAAGCUUUUGGAAAUGGGCUAUUGGACCGACGACUCUUCUUUUCUUCGAAAAAAUUUACUUAUUAAAACGAUAUUUACCACAACAUGGUCGAACUAAAUUGAAAUCAGUUCGAAUUGAAAAUGACAAUAUUUUAACAUUAAUUAUUGAAAGACCACAACGCUUUAAAUUUCGUACAGGCAACUAUAUUAAUAUAUGUUUUCCAAAGAUUGCAAAGAUGGAAUGGCAUCCAUUUACAAUCUCAAGUUCACCUAAACGAAAAGAUAUUCGAAUAAGUAUUAUGAAGAAAAAAAAUUGGACAAAAAAAGUUUAUGAUUAUUUUUAUGGAUGUUUAACAAAACGUGCUUAUCUCACUGCAAUUACCAUUGAUGGAGCUGAUAAUCAUUCCAAUGAUAAUUUAAGAAAUAUAUUAUUAUCAAAAGAAAUUACAUUUUUAGCGAAUGAUCCAGAUGCUGACAUUUGGAUUGAAGGACCAUUUAGUACUUGUACAUCACAUGUAUUUAAUAGUGAACAUGUAGUUUUAAUAGGUGCUGGUAUAGGAGUAACACCUUCUAUAAGUGCUUUAGAUAGUUUAACUCAACGUGUACAAAAUCAUCGAUGUGUAUGUGUUAGUUGUAAUGCUAACAGUUAUAAUUAUACACAAAUAUCAAAGCAACAACCUAAGAAAGUGGACUUUUUUUGGAUUAAUCGUGAAAUUGAAACUUUCUCAUGCUUUCGUGAUAUUCUUGAAGAAAUAGAAAAUGCACAAGAAAAUUAUUUAAAUAUUAUGGCUGCUACAAGAAAUAAUUCUACAGAACCAACAUCAAGAUAUCUAGAUAUGCAUCUGUAUUGUACAUCAUUACGACCGAAUAAAAAAGCAACAUUAGAAGCUCUUCCAUAUGAUCUUGUUGCUAAUAUCUAUGCAGGUAUGCAACAGUAUGAUAUACAUACAGGAUUGAAAACACCAACACAUGUUGGACGACCUCCGUGGAAAGUUUUAUUUUCAAAAUUCAAAGCAGAACAUAAAUCAACAAGCGUUUUUCUGACAGGAAAUACGCUCCUGGCUAGUCAAGUAAAAAGAUGCUGUGAUGAGUUAGGAUUUGCUUUUCGUCAUGAACCUGGUUUUUAG